AUGAUGGCCAUGGGUGGGAAGGACCGGCAGGACGGGCCCAUCGACAGGGAUGCCCCAUCUGCGGAUGGUGUUCACACCGCAAACAAGCCAGAUAAGUACGACGAAGGUGACGAUCAUGACGAUCAUAACGAUCGCGACGGAGACGACUGUUAUGACGACUACAAGGGAAUCAGCUACGGAAUGAUACUGAAAAAAGUAGCGCGGAGAUCCAUAAACGACUGGAGCCUCUUUUGUGAUAGAGUGGAUAACGACAACGGAGAUAACUGUGACUACCUUAGAAGCGCCCUCAUCCAGUACUGCAGACACAUGAGGGAGUGCUUCUUAAAGCUCCUGGAGAUAAACAAAUUGAAAAAAAAUUAUAAAGAAAUUAAUGAUAUAAUUAAAAUAAUUUUAGAAUAUAAGGAAAAUUACAGAGAGCUUAAGAACAAGUAUCAGUAUGAUUUAUAUAUAUGUAAAGUAAAAAUAAUGGAUCUCCAAAUAAACGAAAGUAAUGUUCUGUGUGCCAUAGACUUAUUAUCCACAGGGAAAUACACGAGAUUCCCUCUUCUGUUCAAGGAAAUUUUAAUGAACCCGAGCGAUUCUUUCAUUCCAAACUUAGAUAUGAAUGAAAUAAACAUUUUAAAAAAACGCAUUGUGGAUGAAUUUUUAAUAAAUUAUUAUUCAUCUAAGAUACCUAAGGAUAAAGUAAACUUUAUAUUUUCUGAUGGACUCAUAGAAUUAGAUGUGGUUAAUGAGGUGAAGGUGUCUCUUAUUACCGACUUUGUUACAUGGAGUAUAGUCAAGGCGGACAUUUUCUUUUUGCGCCAGAUGAAUUUGCACUCUUCUCAUAACUUGAACCUCAUCAGAUUGGUGAGCUAUGGAGUCGUGCAGAAGAUGAACGAAAAAAUGGCGAGUCAUCAGAUGAGCGAAAAAAUGGCGGGUCAUCAGAUGAGCGAAAAAAUGGCGGGCCAUCAGAUGAGCGAAAUGGCUGAAUCGGUGGACCUGCCCCAGUUGGACGCUCCCCCUGAGGGGUAUGCCCCCUCCGAAGUUAGCGAUAUGGAGAGUUCCGAUAGUGGUGACUUUUUGCUAAAGAUAGAAGGAGACAAGAAAAUACAAAUGAAGAAAAUGUGGCAUGGAGGAAUGAAUCCCAUCGAGGAGCACUAUCACAGGGGAAGGGAAAAAAGGACGCAGACAGAGGAGACUCUACCAUUGGCAGAUGUGCUCUACGAAAUUUACAGAAUCAGUCACUUUUAUUGUACUGUACAAAUUAUGGAAUAUUUUAAAGGCUGUAUAAAUCAGUAUAACACGUUUAAAUACCCCGCGAAGAAAGUUUCUAUGUAUAAAUGCUUUUCGAAUAACACAAUAGAGAUGACUCCCUCUUGCUACAACUACAGUCUGACAGAUAAGGAUACAUCACUCCAUCUAGACAUUCAUUUGUAUGAAUUCGAAUUCACCAAAGGAAUGUAUGAGUGCUUUGAGAAAAUACCCCUACUAGAUCAAUAUACUAAAAAAAAAAUGAUCCUCAAGUUUGUCCUAAACAAUGAAAAUGGGGAUAUAAAAAUGUUUCUGUGGCCAUUUAGUUUUUUUAAAAAAGGAGAAAAGGAAAAUUUUUUUACAAAUGACAUUUUAUCGCACUAUGAAUUUGUCUACUGUGGUGCAUUACAGAGAAGGAUGAAAAAUCUGUUCAUUUUUGAUUCGGCUCAUAUUCACCUGGAGAGUUGGUUAUCCCGGGUGGACAAUUGUGUAACGCGUUUUUUGUUUUCUAUUUUAAAGGCAUUCAGCACAUCCGAGGGGGAGUCACUCCAUGGGGUAUGUAACACCGAUCACCUCAAAAGUAGCGAGACCUCUUUCGAAAAUAACGCAAUUGGUGUGCAUGAGUUGAUACAAGAUUACUUCUUCCAUUUGGGAUACAUCCGUAUGGAGGUGCGUUGUAAGGACAGCUUAACGGAUGGUGAAAGGAACAACGGGAAAAGCAACAACCGGGGAGACGUCAAAGGGAGAGUGCCGACUUUGCAAAAUCGCAUUAAAACAGUGCUCGUGAGGAAGAAAAACGGAAACCCAUUUUUCCUUCUCCGUUACACCUUCUACGAACAGAAAAUCAACCUCUUCUUAAGUAGACAAAGUGAAAAAUUCACCUUCAUAUGCCACUGGAAGAGCAAAGCUUUUAUCGACAUGAUCAGUCUCCACUACGACCUUAAGCUGAUUAUAUAUGUCGUAUACCUCCUGAAACGAUUCUCUCUAUACGUCUACAUGUACAAAGAAUUGCAAGAAAGAUUUCUGAAUAUAAAUGCAGGAAGGGUCUUUACCUACGAGCUAGACAAGGAUAAAUUUUGUUCCAAUUUUUUUGUAGAAAAAUUAAAACUCCAUGACCUCUUAAAGAAAUACAACUACUCAGCAAAUAUUGUUUUGACGAAAUUCCUGCAGAGCUUUCUUUCCUUUAUCGAUUUUUAUUUUUAUCUUCCGUGUGAUGAGGAAGUGGACGGGUCCAUCGAUGGGGGGGAUGCAUCAAAAGGAACAACAUUUGAGAAGGCUCUUCGGAAAUUGGUGCAAGUGUCUGGGGGUGAAAAGUCAGACAAAUGGUCUCACUCGCAGGGGAAUUCUCACCUAGGAAGAAGAACACCUAGCGAGGCAAAUCGCAUUGACAACUUGCAAGGAAUUAAUCUUGAUGAGUCCAAUUUUAGCGAAACUGUCCCCCUACAGAAACACGAGGGCAGUGGAUAUAAUGAAGAGACCCCCCAGGAGGAGAAGAAGAGUUCUCAACCCCAAGAUCCCUUCCGUCAAAACUUCUUCUCACUCUUCUACUUCACCAUCUACACAUAUGAUCACACCCCCCUGUUGCUUAUCCUGUUGAUUGAAAAAGAUUGCAUAUACAAAACGUACAUUGUUAUAUCUGAUAGUAAGGGAGGAAGUUUAGGGAUACACAAUCUACGUAGCGAAGAAGGGAAGAGCAAGAAGGGGUACUUUUUUACUAUUCCAGUGAUACAUAGGAGCUACCCUAUUGGAAGUCACCUCGAAGAUUAUCUGGACGGUGUACGGGAUAUGGUGAACCGAUUUUCAAAUUUAUUCUGUACGUUGGGAAAACUGCUACAAAUGAACUCUCGGUGUCCCGUUUUUUGCAGUCGUUUUUGUGUAAACCCCUCCACGGAUGGAAAAUUCAGCGGAAGGGUCGUUCAGAGUGGCGAAACUUCCCAUGCAGGGGACACAGCUCCAAGGAGUAAGUCUACACUUAAACUCGCCUCCGACCAAAUGUACGAGCGACUGAAGAAAGAGAAGAACAAGGGCUUCCUCGACCUUCAGUACUUCGUGAAUAGGAAUCAGUGGAAACGGGCCCCUCGUAGAGAAAGCGGUGAUGUCGGCCAGGAAAAACGCAACCCAACCGACGUGAACCCAAAGGAUCACGCGAAGGAGAAAUACCCAGCAGACUACAUCAAUAACUAUUUGCUCCAUUUGGAAUGUGAGCAAGACGCAGAGCAAUACUUAAAUAGGGAGUUUCUGAAUAACCAUGAAAGAAGCGAAUUCCCCAUCAUAAUAAAGGUGAAUACCUGUGGAUCUUUUUUUUUUGAAGUACCCAUUCAGCAGAAAAAACUACUCAAGAUAAGGGAUUUGGAUUUGAAGAGAAACAAGGAAGUGUCUUUCAUGUUGUCCAACGUAGCCGUAAAUGUGGAGGUAGAGCCACUGGGAGGAGAAGGGACACAGGGACCCCCGGAGGAGUGGGUGCAAAUGAAAAAAAUGUACCUACUGCUUAAGGAUGACUCCUCUUCAGCCAACAUUCUUCACCUCUUUUCAGUUAUGAAUAAAAUAUUUUCCGUGUUGAAUUUCUUCCCGGAGUUGUAUUAUCUGGAAAAAAUAAUGACCCCUGAUAUAUCCAUCCGCAUCUGUCAUUUGGCAAAUAUCAACGUUGAGUAUCACUGUGGCUUUAACAAACAAAUCACAUGUUCUGUUGUGUUAGAUAUUCUCAAUGGUGGCGACAUAACAUCCGCACAGUUGGAUGAUCCAUCUGGUGGGCUCCAUCCCGCAAAUGGCGGUCAAAAUAAAGAGCACAUCUCAAAAAGCCUAGGUGAAGGAGAUGCAAACAGCAUGACCCCCAACCGCAGGAUAGAACAAACAAGCGAUAAAGGAGAGACACUGGAAAAAUUACUUUUCUUCGAUAUAGCCGUUAACUCCCCCUUUGAAUGUAUUAAUAAAUUAUUCUCCCGAGAGAAGAAAAAGCUCUUCUUGUAUUUAAAAAAAAAAAAAAGCAUUUUCAGUUUUCUCCGAUUCUUAUUUUUAACCUUUGAAUUUCACUAUAAUUUCUACAUUCUAAUAAAUAGGACAAAUGAACACUUGAUGAAGAUUCCUUUUUUGCAUCAGGUAGAUCUUUUGCACGACAUAGAAUUUGACUAUGUUAACCUCAUGACCGUUAUGGUGACAUUAAAAUCUUUUAGAAACGAAAAGGGGGUGUUGUCUUUUUAUGUAAUUUUGCACCCAGAGGAUUUCUCCAAAAUUGUCAUCAUCCCGCAUUACAGGGACACAUCUUUGAGCAGACAUCAAAGAAGGGAGAUCUCAGUAAAAAAUUUCUUCAAAAGGGGGAAACGGCAGGUGGGAUCUUAUCCGCGACGGGAUGAUAAAGGAAAAUAUACGAAUGAGGAGAAGAGAGGGAUCAUACAGCAGAGACAAGCGCCUACAAACAAUAUUCCAGGAAUGUUGAGCUCGUCGUCUCCUCAUUUGGAAAAUGGGAAGGGUAUCCAGUAUAGUGAUAGGCAUGCCGAUCAGUGUGGAGAUCAACAUGGAUCCUCACCCAAGAAGAGCCCAUUGAACCACCCAAACGAAAAUGACACAACCACAGUGGAAGGAACCUUUCUAAAAAAUGGAGUGCCUUCCAACACAAAGGAAAGCGGCAUACUCAUCGACCACCUGGAUGAGGAAGACCUAUUUAUCUAUCUCUUUUCCCAUUUUUGCGAUAUUAUAAAUUUGAAAAGGGUAAACCAGUCUACCAUCUAUACUCCGAGUGGAGAUCUCCAUAGUGGUCACGUAAAUCCACAACGAGAUAGUAGUAACCCUUUGGAAGGAAUAGAAUAUGUUUCACUUGGAGAUGGAGCCAUGGAGAAUGAUGUUAAAAUUUUCGAAGAAUACGACUUGUUUAUAUUAAAUAUAAAGUACUUGUUUAAGAUGAAAAACCAGAUUGUCCUGUCGGAGGUUUUUUUCUUUCCUCCAUUUUUUCUCUACACCACGCUGUACCCUUUUGUGGAAUUUUUGAAGGCGCUAAAAUGUUGGCUUGUCUUAUUGGGUCAGAUGAAACUUCACCAUUCCGAUAUUACCUUGAUGUUGUCUGAUAUAGGCGAUGUUUUUCAGCACGUAACUGCGGUUAGGAGGAGGUGUCCUCCGGCGACUGUUCUCGAAGGGGACGCCCUAACGGGGGGAAAGCUCCCUGCGGUGGAUAGCCCUCGAGGUGCGAACCAAAAGGCAAACACCAACUCAAACGCGAACCAAAAGGCAAACGCGAACUCAAACGCUAACCAAAAGGCAAACGCGAACUCAAACGCAAAUGUGGAAAUGCAGAGCGGACAGGGGGGGGCGCCCUCCCAGGGUCACACAAAAGGACACCGCCAUGAUAAUGAAAUAGUUGUGCACCUUGUGUGGUUCCUUUACAGCACCAAGGAUUUGUACGUCGACACCACAUCCCCCGAAGAGGGGAAAACGUGCAAGAGGAGUUAUUCAGCCAUAUUGGGUGACUCCAAGGAGGUGAAUCAGGAAGGUUUGCAGGCGAGUGGUGACGGAAAUAGUGUCCAUGGCAAGGACGACCAUAGUAAAGGCCAUUAUAGCAACGGAAGUGAGCAUAAGAAGGUAAAGAUUCAAGAGGAGGAUGGGGAGCACAACGCAGAAGAUAAUUUUAGGGGGGAUGAGCACCGCCUGCGUGAAGUCAUAUCAGAUGAAAUACAAAACGUGAAAUGGGAAAACGAAACAGACAAUCCAGUAGGGAAAAAAUACACACACACAACGAAUUACAUCAGCACGCCCUUUCACAUGAACCAAACAAACAUGGACAAAUUGAAACAUAUGAUCAAUGCAUAUUCCCAUUUCAACGAUGACAUUUUUUUAAAAAAAAAAUAUCAAAAAAUAUGGUUAGGGGAGAAUUUUAUCCAGAGGGCAUAUGCGCUUCGAAUUGUGGAGCCCCAAAAUGCAUAUCCCCCAUACAAAGAGGGAAAACUGUGGAAUCCAUUAGGGGAGGAAGGAAAAAGUGAGAAUAUCGGGAACGACCAUCACGAGGAUGAUGCUCUUAAGAAGAUGAACACAUACAAAGUAACGACCAACUGUAGGGAAACACAAAACGAUUGUGAAAAUAUGUUCUUUUUUAAUAGGGAAAAAAUACAACUUGGAUUCAUGGAGAAAGGGAGAAGGUCUGCCUCGUCAGGAGAAAACAUGUACAAAGGGGAUAUGCACUACUGGACGAAUUCAGUUGGAAUAUAUUUCGAAAAUGUUGGAGAGAGUGUGGAUGAGGAGGACUGUUGGUUUUAUCGAAGUAGGGGAAAAGUGCCCACACGGGAUGGGCAAGUAGUAGAUAACCACGGUGGUGUGAAAAAGACGAGGAAAUUCAUUCUGGAAGAACAAAACAUACUGAAAGAAAACUCCAAAAUUAAUUCAGCGCUGAAUAUAAUUUACAACUAUGCUAGAAUAUGGCUCCUAAAGAUGAAUCACUCUAAUGUUAUUUCCUUUUUUCGCAUCGUGAAUGAGAUAAUAUUCGAUAAGAAGAAUAUAUGUGAGUUGUCUUCUCUGUUGUUCAACUCCGUUUUGUCUUACCGAGAGCAUUUAACCUUUUGGAUGUUUAGAACCACAGAAGGUGUAUCAAUGCCAUUUGUUGAAAUGGAGUUUGUACCUGAUGAGGGGGUUGAUGAACUGAUUGCCGUGGCGGGUGAGAAAAAGAGGACCUCCAUUUUCCGCAAUAAGUGGAUCGAAGUGGCUGUUCCUGUGGAGGAAGCGGUAUACGGUGGUUAUCUCGUGGAAGGAGAAAGGAAAAGAGGGGUUAUGGCUAACCUGAAUGGUGAGGAAACCCAUACAGGUGGUGAUCUGCCAACUCCAAGCAGAGGUAACCAAAUUAUCACCACGGGAGGAGGUAAUGAUGGUAAAGGAAGUAAUUUCCAUCCCAUCCCCGCAACAGAAAAAACGAUUAACAUAAUUUACAAAAUAUGGAAAUAUAUGCCCGCCCCUUUUAAAAAAAAAAUAUAUGAACAGGAGGUUAAAGACAUUAUGGGGGGAGCGAACGAAAGCGUGACACUCACGUUUAAAAUAUCAUCAGUGCUACCAAUUAAAAACUUAAAGGAGGUGCACAUAAAUGACGAACCAUUCGUGAAAUUUUUGGUGAGGCACAAAAUCGACUUAAAUGUCGCUCACCAGAGGGUGAUGACCAUUUUGCAGAAAUACAACCUUAUGGCAAACUACUCCCUCGUUGCCACGCAGACCGUCCUCCACCGCUCCACCUUCGAAUUGUUGCUCAAGGGGAAGAACAACGACGGUGGGUGA
Plasmodium knowlesi strain H is the source of this 7476-nucleotide messenger RNA. Its product is annotated as Cg2 protein, putative. Gene Ontology annotation, biological process: regulation of transcription by RNA polymerase II. Bases 1 to 7476 code for a protein of 2491 amino acids. Gene Ontology annotation, cellular component: mediator complex. The transcript has a single exon. Gene Ontology annotation, molecular function: transcription coregulator activity. NCBI's taxonomy places the organism in Eukaryota, Apicomplexa, Aconoidasida, Haemosporida, Plasmodiidae. The record is from RefSeq and is a predicted model, not a curated record.